This is a messenger RNA of Argiope bruennichi, 878 nucleotides long. Its product is annotated as sperm-specific protein PHI-2B/PHI-3-like. Gene Ontology annotation, biological process: nucleosome assembly. The coding region runs from base 138 to 740 and encodes 200 amino acids. The transcript is spliced from 3 exons. Lineage: Eukaryota; Metazoa; Arthropoda; Arachnida; Araneae; Araneidae. Gene Ontology annotation, cellular component: nucleosome. Gene Ontology annotation, molecular function: DNA binding. The record is from RefSeq and is a predicted model, not a curated record.
UGGUCAAAUAAGAAUAGGAUCAUAAAAUCAUGUGAUAUCUCGGAACAUUAACUAUUACUGUUCCACUGUAAAUUCUAUACAUACAGGGAUUGCUUCUUGUUGGAAUUUUAAAAUCCGAGCUUGAACUCAGAGCGUAAAUGGAUUCAACAUUAGAUAUCAAAGUCGAUCCAGAUUUUGAAGCAGACGUAAGGAAUCGAAUUUUAGCAUUCGUUUCAUCGAAAAAUGAACCUACUUUCAAGAAAGUGGAGAAAGCGAUAUCAAUAAUUGAGAAUGAUGGUAAAAAUGCAUCUGUUACAGCGAUAGUGAAUUGGAUACUGAGCAAUUAUUCCAUCCUGGAUCCCCAGAAAUUAAAACUCAACGUCAAAAAAGCUAUUCUAAAAGGCUUAAAAGAUGGAAUGUUCAUCAGAGCAGUUGGUUCCAGAAAAGCCCUGGGAACUGCGGGAUCGUUCAGUUUGUCUUCAAAGAAAAAUAGAAAGAAGAAAGCUUCAAAAUACGAGAAGUCCGUUUUUACUCGCAAAAUACUUCCUCUCACUAUGACCAAAGAUGGCCUCCUGGUUCAGAAACCACGUGCCAACGGAAUCAAACGAAAAAUAUCUGUUUCAAAUGCAACGGAUAAGAUGCUAUCUCAAAAACAUCUUUGCAAAAGUUCCUUGAAAGAAUCGUGGGAAUUGUCUGAGACAGUUACAAAAUUGGAUUUUAAAUUUUUACCAACGCCUACUUCAUUUGAAAAUCACAAAUGAUAAUUUUAUAUUGAGUGUAACGUAAAAUAAUAUAGAUUUGCCUUUAAAUAUUUUAUGAUUUUUUUAUGUAUAAUAACCAAGUUUAGUGUCUUAUUAAUUUGAUUGUAUUUUUAUUUACAUGUAAUUAUUUCAAUAAAA